Molecule: messenger RNA, 1275 nt
Organism: Nannospalax galili (Upper Galilee mountains blind mole rat)
Lineage: Eukaryota; Metazoa; Chordata; Mammalia; Rodentia; Spalacidae
Product: serine/threonine-protein kinase Sgk1-like
Biological process (GO): protein phosphorylation
Molecular function (GO): protein serine/threonine kinase activity; ATP binding
Source: RefSeq, a predicted model, not a curated record
AUGACUGUGAAAACCAAGGCUGCUAGAGACACCCUCACCUGCUCUAGAAUGAGUGGCAUGGUGGCGAUUCUCAUCGCUUUAAGGAAACAGAGGAUGGGACUGAAUGACUUUAUUCAGAAGAUUGCCAAUAACUCGAAUGCAUGCAAACACCCUGAAGUUCAGUCCAUUUUGAAAAUCUCCCAGCCUCGGGAGCCCGAGCUUAUGAAUGCCAACCCUUCUCCUCCGCCAAGUCCUUCUCAACAAAUCAACCUUGGUCCAUCAUCUAAUCCCCAUGCUAAACCAUCUGACUUUCACUUCCUCAAAGUGAUUGGGAAAGGCGGUUUUGGAAAGGUUCUUCUAGCCAGACACAAGACAGAGGAAGUGCUCUAUGCAGUCAGAGUUUUACAGAAGAAAGCCCUCCUGAAGAAGGAGGAGGAGAAGCAUCCUAUAUCAGAGCGGAAUGUUCUCCUGAAGAACGCGAAACACCCUUUCCUGGUGGGCCUGCACUUCUGUUUUUCUUUCUCUUUCCAGAGCGACACACUGUAUUUUGUCCUAGACUACCAACUCCAGAGGGAGCACUGCUUCCUAGAGCCACGGGCUCACUUCUAUGCAGCUGAAAUAGCCGGUGCCUUGGGUUACCUGCACUCUCUGAACAUCGUUUAUAGAGACUUAAAACCAGAGAAUAUUUUGCUAGACUCCCUGGGACACAUUGUCCUUACAGACUUUGGGCUCUGCAAGGAGAACAUUGAAUACAAUGGCACAACAUCCACCUUCUGUGACACGCCUGAGUAUCUCACACCGGAGGUCCUUCACAAGCAGCCCUACAACAGGACAGUGGACUGGUGGUGCCUCAGGGCCAUCUUGUAUGAGAUGCUGUAUGGCCUGCCUCCUUUUUACAGUCGGAACACUGCUGAGAUGUAUGACAACAUUUUGAACAAGCCCUUCCAGUUGAAACCAAAUAUUACAAACUCCGCAAGACACCUCCUGGAGGGCCUGCUGAAGAAGGACCGGACAAAGAGGCUGGGUGCCAAGGAUGACUUUAUGGAGAUCAAGAAUCACGUCUUCUCUCUAAUUAGCUGGGAUGGUCUCAUCAACAAGAAGAUUACUCCCUCUUUUAACCCAAAUGUGAGCAGACCCAGUGACCUGCAGCACCUCGAUCCAGAGUUUACUUAGGAGCCAGUCCCCAGCUCCAUUGGCAGGUCCCCUGACAGCAUCCUCGCCACGGCCAGCGUCAAGGAAGCUGCAGAGGCCUUUGUUGUCUUCUCCUGUGCACCUCCCAUGGACUCUUUCCUCUGA